Messenger RNA from Halteromyces radiatus, 1536 nucleotides. Its product is annotated as E2F/DP family winged-helix DNA-binding domain-containing protein. Gene Ontology annotation, molecular function: RNA polymerase II transcription regulatory region sequence-specific DNA binding; DNA-binding transcription factor activity, RNA polymerase II-specific. The record is from RefSeq and is a predicted model, not a curated record. Bases 202 to 1104 code for a protein of 300 amino acids. Gene Ontology annotation, biological process: regulation of cell cycle; regulation of transcription by RNA polymerase II. The transcript is spliced from 2 exons. Lineage: Eukaryota; Fungi; Mucoromycota; Mucoromycetes; Mucorales; Cunninghamellaceae. Gene Ontology annotation, cellular component: transcription regulator complex; nucleus.
GAGGACCCGAGUGUUGAUUUCUCAUAUUUUUUUUUUUUUUUAAAAAAAGAAAAGACAAAACACCUUAUUUUUUUUUACCUUUCUUUAAUCAACAAGUAUAUUAGUGAUAAAACAAAACAACAUCAUCAGUCAUUUUUAUUUAUAUAUUUAUUGGAGUUUCAAGUCGUUCUUCUACCUAUUUAUAAUCAUCCAUCCAGUGUAAUGUGGAGAUCAUCAUCACCUACUAAUCCAUCCGCCACAUCGUUCUAUGCUAGCAAAACGAAACCUAUUUCGAUACAAUCCACUUCAUCCAUGACGGUGAUGCAUGAAGACGAUUAUCCUACUCCGGUAACGACUUAUUAUGCAUCUCCACCUCCACCUCUUUCUUCGUCUAUCUCUUCAUCAUCCACUUCAUCAUCAUCAUCAUCCACUUCAUCAUCACCUUUACAACAACCACAACAACCAAGAAAAGGUUCGAUUGCAUCCUUACUCAAUUCUACAGGCGAACUUCAACGAUUAGAUCAAGAAGAAUGGUCUACUAAUUAUCAAACACAUUUUACCACCAAAGAUUUUUCUAUGAUGGUAGAUGAUGAAGAAGGUAUCAAUCAACCCUCAUCUCAUAUGGCGUAUCCUAGUAACAAAAAAGGAUUACGGUUAUUCAGUCAACACGUAUGUGAUAUUCUUCAACAACGAGGUCGAUCAACUUAUAAUCAACUGGUACAACAAUUAAUUGAAGAAUUGAAUGAAACACCUUCCUUUGAAUCCACAUGUGAUCCAAAGAAUAUUCGUCGACGUGUUUAUGAUGCACUUAAUGUCUUGAUGGCCAUCGAUUUCAUCACAAAGGAUAAAAAAGAAAUCCGUUGGAAAGGUGCCGUCUAUUGUCCAGAUAAUGAUUUCAAUGCAUGGGUUGCUUCUACAGAUUCAUUUUAUGAUGAUGAUGAUGAAAGUGAUGAUGAUAUGAUGUUGGUGGAACGCGAUCUUUUACGUGAAGAACAAAGGUACCAGGAUCUAACUCGACAAAUUGAUAUGAAGCGAAAGGAGAUUGAAGAUCAAAUGCAACAAAAGUACGUUCCAAAUUGUCAACACAGGUUACCCGAUCCUCCUUCUACUUCCUUUGCAACAUAACUUUAUCUACCUUAUCAACUUUUAUACCCCUUACCUCUCGUUUUUUUUUUAUAUGACCCAAAAUAGUCACUCCUUUUUUUUUUUGUGUAUUUACAGUUCCUCUUUUCAAUUAUCUAUGCCCUAUUUAUGUAUUUCCUUACGCACAAACACUUUUUUUUUUUUCAUAUCAAUUAAUCACUCGCACAACCCAUGCACACAUACACACUCUCUCACUCACAUACACAUAUGUAUAUAUAUGUAUAUAUACAUUACACACACAACACAUACACCAUAUCACCUACAAAACAAACACUCAUUCUUCACAUAUAUAUAUAUUAUAUAUGCUUACAUACACACACACACACAUACAUACACCAUGUUCCCUUUGUCUUUCUUUUACUAUGUAAAACUACGUAAAAUCAAUAAAGGCCAUUCUUUUUUUUUUUCUUCAAA